Molecule: messenger RNA, 436 nt
Organism: Paramuricea clavata
Lineage: Eukaryota; Metazoa; Cnidaria; Anthozoa; Malacalcyonacea; Plexauridae
Source: the annotation of a GenBank genome assembly
AUGGUAGAGAAUGUGAACUUUAGUUCUGACGUUGUCGUUUUUGAAGACUUAAGUGCUUGCAACGCGAAAUUAUGUGAAGAAAUGAAGAAUUAUUCGUAUGAAAUAAUUGUUUUGGGACUUGACUGCGAAUGGGUGAGUCGGGAACGGCAAGGCGAAAGCCCAGUUAGCCCCGUGGCUUUGCUUCAAUUAGCUUUCCCAAACGGCACUUGCUUCUUAUUACGGUUGUGUAAAAUGGAAGCACGGCUGCCUGAUAAACUAAGGGAAAUUUUAGAAGAUAGAAAUAUCUUGAAAAGUGGAGUUGGAAUCAGUGAAGAUGCAAAAAAGUUGAACACUUGUUAUGGUUUGGUUAUGCAAGGCUGUGUCGAUUUAAGACAUGUGGCUUUAAGAUGUCAAGGAUAUGUUGAACAUUGCAUUUCUGAGGGUGGCUCCAGGUAAG